Molecule: messenger RNA, 847 nt
Organism: Nycticebus coucang (slow loris)
Lineage: Eukaryota; Metazoa; Chordata; Mammalia; Primates; Lorisidae
Gene: LYPLAL1
Product: lysophospholipase like 1
Exons: 5
Coding region: 30-749 (239 amino acids)
Biological process (GO): protein depalmitoylation
Cellular component (GO): cytoplasm
Molecular function (GO): palmitoyl-(protein) hydrolase activity; carboxylic ester hydrolase activity
Source: RefSeq, a predicted model, not a curated record
GGGUCUGGUAUGCCCUCGUGGUGUCAGCGAUGGCGGCUGCGUCUCGUUCGGUUCUGCUACAGCGCUGUGUUGUGCCGCCAGUUGGGAGGCACAGCGCCUCUCUGAUCUUCCUGCACGGCUCAGGUGAUUCUGGACAAGGAUUAAGAAGGUGGAUCAAGCAAGUUUUAAAUCAAGAUUUAACAUUCCAACACAUAAAAAUUAUUUAUCCAACAGCUCCUCGCAGGCCAUAUACUCCUAUGAAAGGAGGAAUCUCCAAUGUAUGGUUUGACAGAUUUAAAAUAUCUAAUGACUGCCCAGAACACCUGGACUCAAUUGAUGCAAUGUGUCAGGUCCUUACUGAUUUGAUUGAUGAUGAAGUAAAAAGUGGCAUCAAGAAGAGCAGGAUAUUAAUAGGAGGAUUUUCUAUGGGAGGAUGUAUGGCCAUGCAUUUAGCAUAUAGAAACCAUCAAGAUGUGGCAGGAGUAUUUGCUCUUUCUAGUUUUCUAAAUAAAGCAUCUGCUGUUUACCAGGCGCUUCAGAAGAGUGAUAGUGUGCUUCCUGAAUUAUUUCAGUGUCAUGGUACUGCAGAUGAGUUAGUGCUUCAUUCUUGGGGUGAAGAGACAAACUCAAUGAUAAAAUCUCUAGGUGUGAGUGCCAAGUUUCUUAGUUUUCCAGAUGUUUACCAUGAGCUAAGCAAAACCGAGCUAGAAAAACUGAAGUCAUGGAUUCUUACAAAACUACCAGGAGAAACGGAAUGCCAAAGGGAAUGAGUCGAGACUGAUUUGCUAAUACAUACAUACAGUAUCUUUGUGAAACUGAUUUUUACUGCCAAGUUAUAAGGAUAAAUAAUUAAAAUAUUAAGAAAUAA